Molecule: messenger RNA, 518 nt
Organism: Styela clava
Lineage: Eukaryota; Metazoa; Chordata; Ascidiacea; Stolidobranchia; Styelidae
Source: RefSeq, a predicted model, not a curated record
UUAUCAGGACGAUCCCAUUACGAUGUCUCCCCAAACAAUUGGAAUGAUUAUUGGGAUGGUUGUUCUAGCAUUCAUCCUACAAAUUACAGCAUGCAAAGCCUAUUUUUAUUGGAAAAAUAGAAAUCGUCGAACACAAGAGGAAGAGAAUCAGAUCAAUACUUAUGCUGUGAACCGCCCGUUACCAGAUCCGCCUUCAGCUCUAUUGUACGAAGAAGUGAAGAAUCCACUGCUUAGAACUGAAGCUGGACCAACACCGCAAAUCACGAUACCAAUGUAUAACGCGCGAUAUAUUGAGCACACCAAUGCUAACACGUCACGUCCAAGGAAUAACCAGGCAUCGUCACAACCUGCCAUGGCAUCAUCGAGUCAGGGUGAUUAUGAGUUCUCGUUUGUAAACGCGCCCGAAUCCGAAUACAUUCCUAUGAAAAGUGUACAAUUUCGUUCUGCUUUCUAGAAUAACCCGAUUGGAUGAUUUGAAUCGGAAUUGUGUUGUAUAGAUUAUAUUUGUCCUUUCUAUU